Messenger RNA from Diachasmimorpha longicaudata, 3706 nucleotides. RefSeq lists its product as uncharacterized. The coding region runs from base 205 to 3276 and encodes 1023 amino acids. Gene Ontology annotation, molecular function: iron ion binding; oxidoreductase activity, acting on paired donors, with incorporation or reduction of molecular oxygen; heme binding. The transcript is spliced from 2 exons. The record is from RefSeq and is a predicted model, not a curated record. Lineage: Eukaryota; Metazoa; Arthropoda; Insecta; Hymenoptera; Braconidae.
AUCUUGCUCAACCUCCAUUGACACUCGCCUCUGCUACUCUUGAGACUAAUUUCGUGUACAUACGUCAUCGAAGGUCACAAUCAGGCGUUCCAGGAAAUUCGCUCAGUUGGAAGGAACGAUGCACAGUUUCAUCGCGGUCUUCAUACCAUCAACAUCUAGUGAAAGAAUUUGCAAGAGUGGGCGUACCUUGGAAACAAGAUUAAAAUGUACGACUGGAGCGUUGUUUGCAGCGUUUUGCUGGUCAUUGUCGCAGUUUAUUAUUGGUUCAUCCGUCGUAAUUAUCAUGAAAAACGUGACAUAAUACACGAAAAGCCAUAUCCAUUUUUUGGCAAUAGUCUGCCCAUUUUACUCUGGACAAAGUCAUUCGCCGAAUGGGUCCAGGAUAUUUACCAUUUGCACAAGGAAGCAAAGUACGUCGGAUUUUAUGAUUUCAAUGAUCCUGUCAUCAUGAUUCGUGAUCCAGAGCUCAUAAAAAAUAUCACAAUCAAAAGCUUUGAUCACUUCGUGGAUCAUCGAUCUUUUACCGAAUCCGAUCAAGAGCCUCUUUUCUCCAAAAAUUUAUUCGCUCUGCGUGGAGCCAAGUGGCGAGAAGUUAGAACACUUUUGACUCCUGCCUUCACAUCUAGUAAAAUGAAAGCAAUGUUCAAGUUGAUGUCCAGCUGUGGGGAGAAUUUUGCAAAUUAUCUGGCAGAAAAUGCGGCAAAGGAAUCAACCAUAAACUCCAAGGAUGCAUUCACCAAAUAUACUAGCGAUGUCAUUGCCACGUGUGCUUUUGGUGUAGCUGUGGAUAGCAUGAGAAAUCCAAACAAUGAUUUCUACAUUCUGGGUAAAAAAGCUACCAAUUUCGAAGGUGUUGAUAAGUUUUUUAAAUUUUUCGUCAUCAGAGUCAGUUCAACACUAGCUAAGUACUUGGGUGUGAGAAUCACUGAUAGCAAAGUCGAAGCAUUUUUCAAUGAACUUGUGAGGAAUACUAUUGAAACAAGAGACAGAGAGGGAAUUACACGACCAGAUAUGAUUCAACUGAUGAUGGAAACACGAAAUAAUAAACCAGGGACAGGGCCCACUCUAACAAUUCAGGAUAUGGUGUGCCAGGCUUUUAUUUUCUUCUUUGGUGGAUUUGAUUCAACAUCUUCAGGGAUGUGCUUCGUUGCUCAUUUGAUUGCAACUCAUCCAGAUGUACAGAAAAAAUUACAAGAAGAAGUGGAUAAUGUAUGUGAGCAGUGCGAAGAAUCAGUUACUUACGAUGCAAUUAAUAAUAUGAAGUUCUUGGAUGCUGUUAUUAAUGAGUCUCUGAGGCUGUAUCCAGUUCAACCAGCUAUGGAUAGGCUCUGCACGAAGAGUUUCGAGUUGCCACCUGCUUUACCAGGCAAAGAACCAGUUAAAUUGGAACCUGGUGAUAUCCUGUUUUUGCCAUAUUAUGCACUGCAUAGAGAUCCUAAUUAUUUUCCAAAUCCAAAUGAUUUUCGUCCGGAACGUUUCAUUGAGGAUCCAAAAAUGACGCUUCAUUCACCCGCAUACCUGCCGUUUGGAGCUGGUCCGAGAAUGUGCAUUGGAAAUCGAUUUGCUCUUUUGGAGAUCAAAGUAUUGAUAUUCCACUUAAUUGCCAAAUGUACACUGAAACCGGGGAAGAACAUGAUUCUACCUUUGGAGUUGACCAAAACCAAUUUAGCCAUGAGUGCCAAAGGUGGAUUUUGGUUGGAACUUGAACCUCGUCAUAAAUAUCUAUCCAACAUCGAGUUCCUGAGGAACACCAUCAAAAUGGAUAAUUGGACCGUGGUUUGGAGUAUUUUACUAAUCAUUGUUUCUAUCUAUUACUGGUUAAGCCGUCGUAGUUACUUUGAUAAACAUGGCGUAAUACAUGAGAAAUCUCUUCCUUUUGUUGGCAAUAGCCUGCCAAUUCUACUCCGAAAAAAAUCAUUUGCAGAAUAUAUACAGGACAUUUACAAUUUGAGCAGCGAAGCAAAGUACGUCGGUUUUUACGAGUUCAAUGAUCGUGUAAUCCUCAUACGUGAUCCGGAACUUAUAAGGACUGUUGCCAUCAGAAACUUCGAUCACUUUAUGAAUCACCGAUAUGUUAGUGUCUCGGACCUCGACCGUCUGUUCUCCCAAAAUUUAUUCACUCUUCGUGGGCAGGAAUGGCGAGAAAUGAGAAAUCUUUUGACACCUGCUUUCUCAUCUAGUAAACUGAAAAUUAUGUUAAAAAUGAUGUCCGACUGUGCGGCGAAUUUUACAAAUUAUGUGAUGGAGCACGUGGAAAAGGAAUCUGGCAUCAAUUCCAAAGAUGCGUUCACCAAAUAUACUGCUGACGUCAUCGCCACCUGUGCCUUUGGUGUGGCUGUUGAUAGUAUGAAGAAUCCGACCAAUGAUUUCUACGUUCUAGCUUUACAAGCGACUAAAUUCGGGGGAUUUUUUCACCUCUUAAAAUUCUUGCUCAUACGAAUGACCCCAAGACUCGCAAAAUUUCUCGGAAUUAGACUCACUAAUAGCAAAGUCGAGGCGUUCUUCAAUGACCUCGUGAAGAAUACUGUUGAAACGAGAGACAGAGAAGGAAUAAAAAGGCCAGAUAUGAUUCAGCUGAUGAUGGAAAGCCGAAAUAGUGAAACAGGAAAAGGACCAGCGCUGACAAUUCAGGAUAUGGUGUGUCAGGUUUUUAUUUUUAUCCUCGGUGGACUUGAUUCAUCAUCAACGGCGAUGUGCUUUAUUGCUCAUCUGAUCUCUACUCAUCCAGACGUACAGAAGAAAUUGCAAGACGAAGUGGAUGAUGUGUAUGAGCAGUGUGGAGAAUCUAUUACGUACGAGGCUAUCAACAAUAUGAAGUUUUUGGAUGCUGUUAUUAAUGAAUCUCUGAGGCUGUACCCAGUUCAAACAGCUAUGGAUAGGGUUUGCACCAGGAGUUUCGAGUUACCACCGGCUUUACCGGGCAAAGAACCGCUUAGAUUGGAACCUGGUGAUGUCCUCUUUUUGCCAUUUUAUGCACUGCACAGAGAUCCUAAUUAUUUUCCAAAUCCGAAUGAUUUUCUUCCGGAACGUUUCAUGGAGGAUCCAAAGGGCACACUUCAUUCAUCCACAUAUCUGCCAUUUGGAAUUGGCCCGAGGAUAUGCAUUGGUAAUCGAUUUGCUCUUUUGGAGAUCAAAGUGUUAAUAUAUCACUUGAUUUGCAAAUGCACGCUGAAACCGGGAAAGAAUAUGAUUUUGCCUUUGGAAUUGAGUAAGGAUAAUAUAAAUAUCACGGCAAAAGGUGGAUUCUGGUUGGAAGUGCAGCCUCGGAGCAAGUGAAAUCCAGAGUUACCGACCUGAAGGUUAAAUACCAAAGAUGAAUUCAGUGAACCAUUUCAUCAUAAUGAAAUAUUCUCUUUUUUGGAAAUUUGAACAUUUCAAAUAAUUUAACGUUUGUACUUAAAAUAUUGUUUCAUUUUUCAAUUCAUCUUUUAUACCGUUCGCCAUGUAAACUAUUCCAAAAAUUUAUAUCAGUCGAUUGCUACUCGUCGAUAAAAGUAACGUGGAAAUCAAUUUGAACGUUUGUCAUCGUUAUUGGUAAAUUUAGCCAAGGACAAGGAAGGAGAAGGAAAUUCUAAUAAUUUCGAAGUAGAGGAUAAACUGGAUUUAAUCCAUAUUUACCAUUGUCAAGGCUUUGAUGUAUAUUUUGAAUGCUAAGAGAGAAAAUAACUGUCAUCAAUUUUUUAAAUAAAAAAAGUAAUGAAAAGAA